AUGCUCAAGGAAAUCAUUUUGAUCGACGAUUUCUCGGAUUUGGAAGCGCGGCCCGACAUGGGCGACUACUUGGACAAAUACAUCAAGAAGCACUUUCGAAACUACGUGAAACUGAUUCGCCAUAAGCAGCGAGAAGGGUUAACCCGCGCGCGCUUGACUGGAGCAGCCGCUGCAACGGGCGAUGUCCUGAUCUUCCUUGACGCCCACUGCGAGGCGAUGGCUGGCUGGCUCGAGCCGCUGCUUGAACGCGUCGCGGAGAAGCCGAAUGUAGCAGUUACGCCGGUGAUUUUGAACAUCCGGGAUUCGGAUUUCGAAGUACGACCGGCUCAACCGCAAAAUGUCCAAAUCGGCAUCUUCACUUGGGGAAUGACCUUUACCUGGGAGAGCGCCUGGAAUUUAGCGCGAGACGGUCCCUGGAAAAGCAGCGACAACACGAGGUGCAUUCCGAGCCCGACCAUGGCAGGCGGCUUAUUUGCAAUCAACAGGGAGUAUUUUUACUACAGUGGUUCCUACGACGAAGAAAUGCACGGCUGGGGAGGAGAGAACUUGGAAAUGAGCUUUCGUCUUUGGCAAUGUGGAGGGGGCAUUGAAACUCAUCCUUGCUCCCAAGUCGGCCAUGUCUUUAGAAUGUCCUCGCCUUACAAGAUUCCAGAAGGAGCGCAGGGAUACAAUCUGAACAUGCGACGACUAGUUGAUGUUUGGCUGGACGACUACAAGGAAAUUUACUACGGGCGAACUGGAGGAGCUUGGGGAGAAGAAGGCGAUCUGACUGAACGAGUUCUCUUGAAGGAAAAACUACAGUGCAAAUCAUUUCAGUGGUACAUGGACAACGUCGCCACGACGAUUGAUUACUUUUUCCCGAAAAAGGACACGCGCACUGGCUUCCUAGCCAACGCCAACGGGCAUUGCCUGGACGUCGGGAACCUUCCUUAUCCACUGCCGCAGCAAUGCGACGUCGGCACCUACCCUUGCCACUUUGAAGUUGGCGGCAAUCAGCUGGUCAUGUUCACCAGACUCAAGGAAAUCCGCGUGCUCGCACAUGGCAAAGAGCUGUGCGUAACUGCCUCGCCACUUGGUGCGGCUGGAAACGGCGUCCAUUUCAAAAGCUGCACCGGGGUCUACAGAUACAACAAGAGCCCGGAAGAUGCUCAAAUUUGGGAUUUAGGGCAGGAUGGACUUUUCAGGAGCAGGCUGGAACCGAGCGGAUGUCUAGAACAUGAUCCAGCGACUUCAACAAUCCAAUUCAAAAGAUGCUCCGGGGAGAAGACGCAAAUUUUCGACUUCAAGGACUAUGUCGAAAAAUCCGAAAAUAAACCAUGA
Molecule: messenger RNA, 1320 nt
Organism: Oikopleura dioica
Lineage: Eukaryota; Metazoa; Chordata; Appendicularia; Copelata; Oikopleuridae
Source: the annotation of a GenBank genome assembly